CUGUCUGAAAACUGCCAAAUUGACAUCUCUUACUUCCACAAAUGUAAUUUUCAUAACAAUACCCAUAUUUAUAUUUUAUCCUAAUUAUAUAUCUCUUAAAUAAUAAUGGCGGUGGUAAUAUCGUCUACGUUAAAAUUAAGUAAUUGUCCUGCUACUAUUUCAGUAGCUUACUUACGUUUAAACAAUUACAGCUCCAGUAGCAAUCCUACCACACUUAAUUUAUCCACUUUAAAAAAAGGUACUGGUGGUCGGUCAAGUUUUAAUGGAGUUGUUGCUACAGUGUUCGGAGCAACUGGGUUUAUCGGUAAAUAUAUUGUAAAUAGACUAGGAAAAUCGGGAUCACAGAUUAUUAUCCCGUACCGAGGUGACAAUUAUGAGCCUUUCCGCAUGAAAUUGGCCGGAGAUCUUGGUCAAGUGUAUUUCCAUGAAUACAAUUUAAGAGACGAGGAUUCCAUCAGAAAAUGCAUCAAAUAUUCAAACGUUGUCAUCAACUUAGUAGGCAGAGAUUGGGAAACGAAGCGAUUCUCAUUUAACGAUGUCAAUGUGGAGGGUGCAAGGCGGUUAGCAAGAUUGUCUAAAGAAGCCGGAGUCGAACGAUUUAUCCAUUUUUCAUCGAUGAAUGCCUCAGAUAAUCCCAACAGGAGUGGUAUAUUACCAAAUGGAUCUAAAUUCCUCGAAAGUAAAGGAUUGGGCGAACAAGCCGUGCUUGAGGAGUUCCCGGAGGCUACAAUAUUCAGGCCUUCUGAUGUCUACGGACAAGAAGACAGAUUUGUGAGGUAUUAUGCACACGCCUGGAGACGCCAAGCAACCUUCGUUCCGUUAUGGUACAAAGGUGAAAGAACCCAAAAACAACCAGUGCACGUUUCUGACGUAGCUACUGGCGUUAUGAACGCUAUUAAAGAUCCAGAUACUGCCGGGCAAAUUUACCAAGCUGUAGGACCUAAGCGAUACCUGCUAUCCGAAUUGGUAGACUACUUCUUCAGAGUGAUGAGGAAAGACGGUGAUUGGGGUUACAAACGUUACGACAUGCGCUGGGAUCCCAUCUUUCAAUUGAAAGUUACGCUAACCGAGAGGCUGACUUGGAACUGGCCGCUUGGUCACCUCCAUUGGGAGAAGAUCGAAAGGGAACAUUUAUCUGACGACGUAAAAGAUGAUAUUCCCACGCUCGAGGAUUUGGGAGUUCAUUUAACCACUGUGGAAGAACAAAUGCCUUGGGAAUUUAAGCCCUGGACAUAUGCUAUUUACAAGGGACAGGAUCCAGACGAGCCGCUUGCCCCUCCUGAACCACCAAAAGUAGUUGUAACAUAAAUCAUUUUGUUGAUUAAAGAGAGAAUAAUUCAAUUUGUUGUUUAUAAAACUGUUCAAGCAUUACUUUAAAUAAAUAAUGAUGAUGACUUAUAAUGAUGAUUUUA
Molecule: messenger RNA, 1412 nt
Organism: Phyllotreta striolata
Lineage: Eukaryota; Metazoa; Arthropoda; Insecta; Coleoptera; Chrysomelidae
Source: the annotation of a GenBank genome assembly